GUGGGUAAUAUAUUGCGAUGCAACCACCCAAGAUGGCAACCAAGUAGAAACUGGUUUUCAACAGGUUUCGUGAACGAUUUUCUUAAUUAAUCGACCCUCUAAACUGUUCAAGCUGGCGGGAAAAAUGGAAUGUGCGAGUGGGAAAUCGGGAGACUUCCUCGUUGGGGGAAAAUACCGCCUUGUAAGAAAGAUUGGGAGCGGUUCGUUUGGUGAUAUUUAUCUUGGAAUAAACAUCACAAAUGGUGAAGAAGUUGCAGUCAAACUCGAGUCAACAAAGGCCAGACAUCCCCAACUUUUGUAUGAAAGCAAACUCUAUAAAAUACUCCAAGGCGGAGUUGGUAUUCCUCACAUUCGAUUCUUUGGGCAGGAAAAAGAAUACAAUGUUCUUGUGAUGGACCUCUUGGGCCCCAGUUUAGAGGAUCUUUUUAACUUUUGCUCUCGUCGAUUUACGAUGAAAACAGUGCUUAUGCUUGCAGACCAAAUGAUUGGACGCAUUGAAUAUGUACAUAACAAAAACUUUAUUCACAGAGAUGUGAAACCUGAUAACUUCCUCAUGGGCAUUGGCCGUCACUGUAACAAAGUGUUUUUGAUUGACUUUGGACUGGCAAAAAAGUACAGAGACAGUCGUACAAGACAACAUAUACCUUACAGAGAAGAUAAGAAUCUUACGGGUACAGCCCGAUAUGCUAGUAUCAAUGCUCACUUGGGUAUUGAGCAAAGUCGUCGGGAUGAUAUGGAAUCGUUGGGGUAUGUGCUGAUGUACUUUAACAGAGGAAGUUUACCAUGGCAGGGUUUGAAAGCCAAUACAAAAAAGCAGAAAUAUGAAAAAAUCAGUGAAAAGAAAAUGUCAACUCCGGUUGAGGUGCUGUGUAAAGGUUUCCCAGCUGAAUUUGCCAUGUAUCUCAACUACUGCCGAGGUCUGCGCUUUGAAGAAGCUCCUGACUACAUGUAUCUACGCCAGCUCUUCAGAAUACUUUUCCGCACCCUGAAUUACCAAUAUGACUACACGUUUGACUGGACAAUGCUUAAACAGAAAGCUGCUGCUGUUGCGCAAUCUACAAAUCAAGUCACAGCAGGCACAACUGGUCGUUAAUGAAAAAUUAUUUUAAACUGUACGACAGAAAAUAAAUUGUUGUAGCUGUAUAUGUCUAGGAUGUUAAGGAGUAUACUUGUAUAAAAAUCAGCAAAUCACUGUUUUUCUUUGGUUUUGUUUAUGAUGCCAUGAUAAAUUUUUAAAUAAGUUUUGGCCUUAGUCUGUUUAGAAUAGCAAUUUGGUAACUACUUUGAAUAUAUAAGUAUAAUAUUAUGUGUAAGAAACUAAUAUGUUAUCCAUUUAGUACAUAUUCAAUAUUGAAUUUUUUAUAGCUUAAAAUUUUAUGAGUGGAUUUGUUCCACUUCAGUCUGAUUUUUCAUAGUAUUGUUCAAAUUGUUCGAUUAAAGUUAUAAAACAGACAAAAAAAAAAACCUGUUACUAACAGACAUGUAGCAAGUGUAUAUAUAAUAAUCAUUAUUAUUGUAAAUAUUUUUUUGUAAAUUUCCAUAUAAAUACAUAUGUUUGUACAUUAUUGUAAUGUUUGCUGUCAUGUAUACAAGUUAAGUUAAAGUUAAGAAUGAUUUGGUAAUGCAAGUCAUUAAAUAAUAUGUGCAGAGCUAAAAUCAGUUUUGCAGUAACUUAACUAUAUGUUUUCUAUCUCACUUGUACACUUGUGAAGUUUGAAAUUCAAGGGACUAACAUUAUCCCUUUACGCAAUAUCCUUUGAGUGCUAUUAGUUAUAUCAGCGAGCAAGCCUCCCAAAUCUCUUGCUGCAAUUUUUUUUAUAUAGACCAAGGUUAUACUUCUUUUAAUCAUAACAAACCAUCCCUAGCACUUCUAAACACACAUAAGUAAUUUUAGUAAAAGCUUUUAUUGAAACAACCUUGAUGUGUGAGAUUAUGUAGGAAGGAAAAGAUAUUUAUCAGUGGAAAAAAUGUAUAAAUGUGUUGUGUAAAGGUAUUUAAUUGUUUGCAACCUUUUUGUCCUGCUGGCUUUUGGGUUUUAUCCUUGUAAAAUGUGUCUUUUUUUUAUUGUUUUGUAAACAAGGCCACAACCAAGAGUGUUCCAUUUGGUGUGGUUUUGUAAUAUCUUUUCAACUUGGUUGCUUUGUUAUUGUAACCUGAUGUAAACCUGAGAAACACAUACAUGAUUUUGACAGUUUAAUUUUAACAUGACUAGAACAUUAAAGAAAUUCUUUGUUCUAAUUAAGUGUGAUUUUUGCACAUUUGCAGCAAGAACGACAAAAUGCCAGAAAUGGUGUUUACUAAGCACAGCAUGUAUUUAAACUUUUGAAUGCUCUAGUGUGAUUAAAAUAUCAUGACUUACUGUUAAAGUGGAAGGUCAUAUAGAAUUAAGAUCUUUGAGAAAGUAACUGAGUGCUGUUAUGUAUAAGUUUAUACUUGUAGACAUAUAUUUUAUAAAGCAGUGCAAAGACUGUUCUUGCUAAAAUAUUGUUCAUUAGGCUACGAAAUUUAACUGUCAUUUACUUUAACUUGUAUUUUUAAUGAAAGAUUUAUUUCUUGUAAGCAUUGAAACUCUAUCAGAACUGUUGACUGAGUAAACAGUAUAUUUUGUUGAGAGUUAAAAAAGAAACAAGGAAACAGAAAGUUAUGGUUUAAUUUAUGUGAGAAGUAUUCACAGUUGAACUAAAUUGUUGUUGUUGUUAACACUGUACUGCUUUUCCCUCUAUUAAGUCUGGUGUUAUCAGUCCCUUAAAACAGUAAAGUUACAGGCAUAUAUUGUAAAUUGCACAGAGUGUGGUUUACAUGGGAAUGUUGUAUUGACAACACCAUGUGUAGUGAUUUUGAAAGGGGAAAUCAAGGGAGACAACACUCCUUGUUCAGUUUCAUGACACAUUAACACUUUUGACAUAGUGAUGAAGGAGUUCGGUUGGUCUAUUUUAUUAUAAUCUAUAACACAUUCGCAUUUUCAUACUUGGAGCUGAAAGUGACAGAACAGGGGAGGUUAUUAAAAAAUUUUAAUUGCAAUAACUUUGUCACAUCUUGGUCAACUUUGAUGAAAUAAGCUGCAAAAUGCAUCGAUAUCGUCCUAAUCAAAGGCAUUGAAAUGGAUUUUAGCUCGACUUUUAGAAGAAAACGUAGAGCUAUUGUACUUGCCCCAGCGUCGGCAUCGCCGUUGCUUUAAGUUUUUGAUAAAGUCAAAUAUGUAUGUUACUAUCAGAGCUAUUGACUUGAAACUUAAAAUAGUUAUUUACUCGAGAUCUGCACCGGGAGAAACAAUCCCCAUAACUCUGAUUUGAAUUUUGACAGAUAAUGAUUUAUGCCCCUUUUUAACUUACAGGUAGAAAUUUUUGGUUAAAGUUUUUGAUAAAGUCAAAUAUCUCUGUUACUAUUAAAGCUUUUGACUUGAAACUUGAAAUAGUUAUUUACUAUUACAGUCCUUACCAGGAGAAACAAUCUCCAUAACUCUGAUUUGAAUUUUGACAAAGUUACGCCCCUUUUUAACCUAGAAUUAUUUUACCGGUAUUAAAGUUUUAUAUAACGUCCAAUAUCUCUGUUACUAUCAAAGCUAUUGACUUGAAACUUGAAAUAGUUUUUACUAUCAAAGGCUACACCAUAAGAAACAAUCCCCAUAACUCAGAUUAAAAUUUUGACAGAUAUAUGCCCCUUUUUCUGGCAAAGCUCUAAUUCAGAGUCAAGCACUGAGAUAAGUCGAACGUGCUGUCUUACCGACAGCUCUUGAUAAAUUAAGUUUCUGUUGAUAUCAGUUAUCACUACCAUGUGGUUUGAUGUAAUUGACAAAAAUAUCAAAAGAUUUAAAUUUGUAUUAAUGUAUAUGUUUAUUUGCUGUAAUAUGAUCACUAAUGAUAGUCCCUCCAUUAUGCAGUCUUGGUGGCCAGAACCCAAAUACAAUAAGGAUCUCCGCAAAGUUUUGGACCUUAUAAUGCAUUUGGUGUGAUUUCUCAAACUGUGAAUUUUAGUAAGAAUUUUGAUGCCAAUUAUUACUUGUUCGAUAUCAUUUUCCAUUUUUUACACAUGUUGAAUAUGUGUUUUUCAAACAUCCUAGAGUGGACUUUUAUACCUGAUUCGACACCAGGGUCUGAGAGAGAAAAAGGUGAGUUUGGAGACCAUUCUCGAAUUCCAUGAUCUAACUGGUUGAUUCUGAACUCAGAUUUGAAAUUGACCAAUGGUUGUAUAUUGUGACUGGUCUCCAAACUUAGUUUUAUAACCAUGGACGAGUUCUGUUUUUAAGGAAGGAGACUUAUAGAUCAGUUCUGUUUUUGAGGAAGGAGACUUCAAGAGUAAUUAGAAUCAGCUCCAGCUUUUCUUUAUGAUAGAAAUAAAUUAACACUUAACCUUUAGCCUGCUGUUGGCAAGUGAUACUGUCUUUGCGACCAGUGCAGACCAAGAUGAGCCGGCACGUCCGUGUUCGCUAUUCAGUCAGUAACUUUUCAUUGAACAACCCUUCAAAUAAUAAAUUGUACUGCCAAAAUUGAAUGAUGGACCAGUCAAUUUUAGAAAUUUAGCAGGCUUAAGGUUAAACUGCUUACCUCCCUUUGAGCAAAGAUACUAACUCAGUAUUCAUUGAACUUGCAUUAUUUAGUUCCCUUUAUCUAUACUAAUUUGUAUUGCGCAUUAAGUUUUCGUGAUUGCAUUAUAUUUUGGUUACUUACUUGUUUGCAAAUCAGACAGUAAAACACCUACCAGUAUUGAAAAUAAGAUGAUUUAUGAAAUAGAUAAAAAUUAAUUUAAACUUCAAUCUAAAAUUUAAACUUCAGUCUAAAAUGUGUACUAUCACGAAAUCUACCAAAUUUUAAUGAUGUGUUUGAUAUUUUAACAUAGCAUUUGCAUGCAUUUAUUAAUUUUGCGAAGUAACCAUCACUGCUGUAUAAGCCAUGAUGUUGAAAUUAUGUCUCCCAUAACACAGUGGUGUGGGAGACAUAUUGAUUUACUCCAGUCUGUGUGUGUGUGUGUGUCUGUCUGUCUGUCACAAAGCUUGUCCGCACUCUUAAGUCGAACAUUUCUCAUCCGAUCUUCACCAAACUUCAACAAAAUGUGUCUGCCAAUAAGUGCUCGGCCAAGUUUGAUAACUAGCCAAAUUGGCCUAGGCACUUUGGAAUUAUGGCCCUUGAAUUACCCAAAUCACUCGGAUUUCUUGCGUAGUCUUACCUCCAAACCGACCCCUAUACUACUAGUAGUAUAGGGGUCCUUUUGGUGUCAAGAAAGCGCAUGCACAUGUGGAUUCAGUAAACAGCAUAUAAAGACUGACUUAUUAUUUAAAUGAUUAGGCAGUUGUGGGAGACAUGCGCUUUUUUCAAAAGCAUUUCUAGUUAAUUUUGAAUCUUAAAAAAUGUUAAUAGCACUGUAAAAAUGUUUAUUCUCACUUUGACAAGAUUGAUCAGUUUGUAUGCUUCUUCUAAAUAGGAGGAAUUAUUUCAAAUUUGGCUUGAAGUAAAAGCAUUUCUGCCUAAAUUUUGAAAAACUUAUAAAAAGGCAUUUUAUAGAUGUCUUUGGGUGGUAACUACUUUAUGUGUUUCUGGAAUUUUAUGUAGGGAGAAAAAGUGCUUCCAGUAUUUGACACACACGCUAUGUUUAUCUUGUUCAAAGUAUCUGUAUGUUGAUGAGUAAUUCACCUGAAAAAAAAAAUCAUUUUAGCCCUUAACAUACUGGACACUCUUGAUUCUGCCUUUGCCAACAGUGUAGAUCAUGAUCAUCCUGCACAUCUAUGCAGUCUGGUCAAGAUCUGCACUGUUCGCCAUUCAGUCAGUAUCUUUUCGGCGAGCACCCCUUUUAACAGUUAAUGGUACUGUCCAAAUUGAAAGAUGGACAAGUUUAUUAUAGAAAUUUAGCAGGUUAAGGGGUAUGCCGAAGGAGUUUGCAGGCCUGUUAAGAUGCUGUACUAAUAUUAAAAGGGACAUUUGUCACAGUGUCUGCCAGUUUUAUAAUUCACAGUGAAGUAUGUGAACUUUUAUGUAGUGUUAAACAUGAUGUAAAUGUAAAGUUUCUAACACAUAUUGUAUAUACCUUUUUACAGAGUAAUAAUGGAACUAUAUUGAUACUUUUCUGGAAUAGAAAAUUUUGUUAAUACUGUUAUGAUAGUGUAGAUGUGUAGACUAUUUUAUAUGGGUCAGAAAUAUAAUGGGUCUGACAUCGGACAUAUUACAGUAAUGUGUCAUCAGGUUUAUGCUGCAGACCAUUAUCAAAAUCUAUACGCAAUGCAAACAGCAACUGCUGCAAACUUCUGAUGAAUUAGAUAAUCAGUAAAAAGAAGAAUCAGUAUAAUUAUGUCUACGAUUACAUGUAUCCGUGUCUUGAAACAUCACAUAGAAAUAUCGGUUGUCUGUAAUGUAAAAGUAAAUUAGCAAUAUUACCCAGGUGAUAGAUUUGAUAUUCAUGACUAACAUCAAGUUUCAGCAUGUUUUUAGCUCACAUGUCACAAAGUGACAGUGUGAGCUUUUGUGAUCGCGCAGCGUCCGUCGUCCGUCGUCCGUCCGUGCGUCCGUCCGUGCGUAAACUUUUGCUUGUGACCUCUCUAGAGGUCACAUUUUUCAUGGGAUCUUUAUGAAAGUUGGUCAGAAUGUUCAUCUUGAUGAUAUCUAGGUCAAGUUCGAAACUGGGUCACGUGCGGUCAAAAACUAGGUCAGUAGGUCUAAAAAUAGAAAAACCUUGUGACCUCUCUAGAGGCCAUAUUUUUCACAUGAUCUUCAUGAAAAUUGGUCAGAAUGUUCAUCUUGAUGAUAUCUAGGUCAAGUUCGAAACUGGGUCACGUGCCUUCAAAAACUAGGUCAGUAGGUCAAAUAAUAGAAAAACCUUGUGACCUCUCUAGAGACCAUAUUUUUCAUGGGAUCUGUAUGAAAGUUGGUCUGAGUAUUCAUCUUGAUGAUAUCUAGGUCAAGUUCGAAACUGGGUCAGCUGCGGGCAAAAACUAGGUCAUUAGGUCUAAAAAUAGAAAAACCUUGUGACAUCUGUAGAGGUCAUACUUUUGAAUGGAUUUUCAUGAAAAUUGGUCAGAAUGUUCAACUUGAUGAUAUCUAGGUCAAGUUUGAAACUAGGUCACAUGCCAUCAAUAACUAGGUCAGUAGGUCAAAUAAUAAAAAAACCUUGUGACCUCUCUAGAAGCCAUAUUUUUCAUGGGAUCUUUAUGAAAGUUGGUCAGAAUGUUCAUCUUGAUGAUAUCUAGGUCAAGUUCGAAACUGGGUCACGUGCGGUCAAAAACUAGGUCAGUAGGUCUAAAAAUAGAAAAACCUUGUGACCUCUCUAGAGGCCAUAUUUUUCACAUGAUCUUCAUGAAAAUUGGUCAGAAUGUUCAUCUUGAUGAUAUCUAGGUCAAGUUCGAAACUGGGUCACGUGCCUUCAAUAACUAGGUCAGUAGGUCAAAUAAUAGAAAAACCUUGUGACCUCUCUAGAGGCCAUACUUUUGAAUGGAUCUUCAUGAAAAUUGGUCAGAAUGUUCAUCUUGAUGAUUUGUAGGUCAGGUUCGAAACUGGGUCAUGUGCCAUCAAUAACUAUGUCAGUAGGUCAAAUAAUGAAAAAAACAUUGUGACCUCUCUAGAGGCCAUAUUUUUCAUGGGAUCUGUAUGAAAGUUGGUCUGAAUGUUCAUCUUGAUGAUAUGUAGAUCAAUUUCGAAACUGGGUCAGCUGCGGUCAAAAACUAGGUCAUUAGGUCUAAAAAUAGAAAAAUCUUUUGACCUCUCUAGAGGCCAUACUUUUGAAUGGAUCUUCAUGAAAAUUGGUCAGAAUGUUCAUCUUGAUGAUAUCUAGGUCAAGUUUGAAACUGGGUUACGUGCCAUCAAUAACUAGGUCAGUAGGUCAAAUAAUGAAAAGACCUUGUGACCUCUCUAGAGGCCAUAUUUUUCAUGGGAUCUGUAUGAAAGUUGGUCUGAAUGUUCAUCUUGAUGAUAUCUAGGUCAGAUUCAAAACUGGGUCACAUGAGCUCAAAAACUAGGUCACUAUGUCAAAUAAUAGAAAAAAAACGACGUCAUACUCAGUUCAAAACUGGGUCAUGUUGGGACAGGUGAGCGAUUCAGGACCAUCAUGGUCCUCUUGUUUUAAUCCUUUGAGAUCUAGUUUUGAUAAUGACAUGAUAGAAUUAAUAAAAGAUGCAGAUGUCAGUGCAGUGCUAAACCUGUUGUCUUUUCACCCAGAUUGUAUACAUGUGUUUAAACAGGGAGUAGAGCAGUUAUAUGAUGCAUUGAAUAUAGCAUAAAGGUUUGCAGUGCAUAUGUUUUAUGUAGCAACAUUGUUGUUUUUCUUUAUGUAUUCAUUUCUCAGUCUAUGUUUGUAAAAUUGUGAAAAUGUAAACUAUAAUGAAACGUUUGAUGAAAAAAUGUAUAAAAGCAUUUAAAUAGAAGUUCUGGAUCAGUAACAUGUUUUCUAGGGGAUCACUGUAUGUCUGUUGGCACAUAUAUGUAAAGAUAUUGGUUGGUCAUAAUAGGAUGCAAGGCUUAAUACAGGGUAUAAUGCAUAAGUGUAAACAUAUAUUCUUACAAAUGUAGGGCUUAAUGGACUAAUACCUUGUGCAGUGUGGCCAAACCUUCAGACUUUUUAAUGGUGCUGUAAUCUACCUCCAAACUCGGUUACUAAUUAAGGAUGCAUAAUUUUUGCUUACACACUUGUUUUUAUUGAUCAGGGCGGUAUGCUUGGUACCAAAUUUUGAGUUGUAAAUAAAGAUUUAGAGAAAACAAUUUUUGUCCAGUUUCAUUAUGACUCUACUGUGGUCUAUGAACGUAAUAAGAGCAAUAGUGAAUUUUAUUAAGUGUCAUGUGGUGAUUCAUACUAUCACCUUUUCAGAAGAUUGACAUUUCAUGAUUCGAUCAUUUGUGAUUGUAAGACAUUUCUGAGUUUUAAGGUUAAUGUCAAUUUAAAAAAAAACUAAAUAAAUGCUGAUCGUCAGUUGUGUUUAAGACCAUCCUUUUACAAGUAUCCCUCUUAAGUGUUUAUAAAAUUUCUAAAAAUCUAACUGAAAUUUUGAUUGAUAGAGAAUUUGUCAGUGUUCAUUUUGCUAGGAAUAAGACUUUUCACAUGAACAGAACUCUGUGUGCUAUUUUUAGAAGGCCAGAAAUAGGUUUUGUCUAAUAAAAUUUACUAAACAAUUGAAUUUGGUCAUGUGUUUCAAACAAAACAAAAAAGUUAAAACUGCGAGAAAGCAUGUUGCUGAUUCAACUUCAUAGAGAGCAAGAUAAGAAGCCAUUCCAGCUAUUGAAAUCAAUGUUAAGGUAGAAUUUUUAAUGUCUGCAAGAUUUCAACUGUUUUUCAAUGUGGUAAGCUUCCUAGAAAAUUGCUGAAAAUAAAGCUUAAAAGUAC
Mercenaria mercenaria is the source of this 9297-nucleotide messenger RNA. Its product is annotated as casein kinase I. NCBI's taxonomy places the organism in Eukaryota, Metazoa, Mollusca, Bivalvia, Venerida, Veneridae. Gene Ontology annotation, biological process: peptidyl-serine phosphorylation; signal transduction; negative regulation of canonical Wnt signaling pathway. Gene Ontology annotation, cellular component: nucleus; cytoplasm. The transcript has a single exon. The record is from RefSeq and is a predicted model, not a curated record. The coding region runs from base 125 to 1093 and encodes 322 amino acids. Gene Ontology annotation, molecular function: ATP binding; protein serine/threonine kinase activity.